This is a messenger RNA of Rhodamnia argentea, 1002 nucleotides long. Its product is annotated as membrane-anchored ubiquitin-fold protein 3. Gene Ontology annotation, molecular function: protein binding. The coding region runs from base 167 to 541 and encodes 124 amino acids. The record is from RefSeq and is a predicted model, not a curated record. The transcript is spliced from 4 exons. NCBI's taxonomy places the organism in Eukaryota, Viridiplantae, Streptophyta, Magnoliopsida, Myrtales, Myrtaceae.
UUGGUGACAAGCCAACAAACAGACACCAAUCUUCCAAACCAAAAGAAGUCGCAUUCCACUCGUUAGCGUCACCAACUUGCCAAGAUGGAAUGACCCAAUAAGGUCCUUGUUAAACUGAGACGAAGCAGAGAGACGGGCACGCGGGAGUGAUCGAGAAGAAGAAGCAAUGCGGGAAGAGGAAUUGGUGGAUAUAAAGUUCAGAUUGUACGAUGGAUCGGACAUGGGUCCCUUCCAGUACUCAUCGGCAUCUACCAUCGAUAUGUUGAAGCAGAGAGUCGUCUCUGAUUGGCCCAAAGGCAAGACAAUCAUACCAAAGGAGGCAAGUGAAGUAAAACUGAUAAGUGCCGGAAAAGUUUUGGAAAACACUAAGACGGUUGGUCAGUGUAAAAUGCCUUUCGGUGAUGUUGGUGGAGGAGAUACUAUAAUGCACGUUGUUGUGCAGUCAUCAUUAGCCAAAAAAAGAGCAGACUUGUUUCUCUUGGAGACUUCAGGCCUUUCUGAGAGUUCCGUAGUAGUGAUAACUCCUUUAUUAGCCUAUUGAUGAAUCUUCAUCUGGAUUUACACGUGGACUCGUUUUGAAACAGAGAAGAAACUGGAUGAUUCCCCGAGGAAAGUUGUCUGCUCUUGCUCCGUAUUGUGAGAGCAGAUACGUGUAGCCUGUCAGAAUAUUUUAUAUUCGCAUCUCUGCUUUGUCCUUGGGAAUAUCUGCCAAUCAAUCCACCAUUGUUUUUGGACAUGUACAAGUGUAUAGCGCAAAUCAUGUGUUCAUAUACUCCAAAUGUUGCUGUAUCAUUCACAUCUCUUUUGUAAGUUUUGGAUGGCAAGUGCAUCGGAUGGCCCUCAAUGAGUAGUGCUAGCAUAAAUUCAUCUGUCUUUCGAUCGUUUCAUAGUUCUUCGGUGGUAUUUUUACGAUGUAGUUGAGAUGUCAGAGGUACAGAGCCCUGGAUGGAGAUGAAUGCCGUCACAUUUUUAAAGAGGAGCGUUAUUUUGCACUGUGAUGAA